Molecule: messenger RNA, 2129 nt
Organism: Zea mays
Lineage: Eukaryota; Viridiplantae; Streptophyta; Magnoliopsida; Poales; Poaceae
Product: abscisic acid 8'-hydroxylase 3-like
Exons: 9
Coding region: 189-1703 (504 amino acids)
Biological process (GO): sterol metabolic process
Molecular function (GO): (+)-abscisic acid 8'-hydroxylase activity; heme binding; iron ion binding
Source: RefSeq, marked validated
ACCACCGUUUGGAAAGAAGAUCAUCUCAGAUCGCUCCUCUCCCCUCGUGCCCCUCUCCCCUCGUGCUCCUCUUCAAAUAGCACUCGGGUACAAAAGGGAAGUACAACGAAGGCACUUGGCUGCCUUCUGAGGCUGAGAGAGGAUCACUCUUCUUACAAGUUGCAGCGUAGGGGCGGCCACCACACCACAUGGCUUUCUUCCUCGCUGUAGCUUGCAUCUACAUCGUCUCCCUCACUCUGCUGGUGCUGCUGCUCGACGCGAGCAGACGACGGAGAACAACCGGAGGUGGCAGUAGCAGCACGGAGGAGCACAAGCUGCCUCCUGGCUCCCUGGGUCUGCCGUUCCUCGGCGAGACUCUCCAGCUCUACUCCCAGAACCCGAAGGUCUUCUUCGCCUCCAGGCUGAAGAGGUACGGCGAGGUGUUCAAGACACACGUGCUGGGUUGCCCCUGCGUGAUCUUGGCGAGCCCGGAGGCGGCGCGGAUGGUGCUGGUGUCUCAGGCGCACCUGUUCAAACCGACGUACCCACCGAGCAAGGAGCGCAUGAUUGGCGCGCAGGCCCUCUUCUUCCACCAGGGCGACUACCACCUCCGCCUGCGCCGCCUCGUGAAGGGCUGGCUUGGCCCGGACGCGCUCCGCGGCCUCGUGCCCGACGUCGAGGCCGCCGUGGCGUCCACGCUCGACGGGUGGGAAGGCCGCGUCACCAGCACCUUCCAUACCAUGAAGAGGCUCACCUUCGACGUCGGCGUCAUCGCCAUCUUCGGCCACCGGCUGGCCGGCCACGUGAAGGAGGAGCUGAGGAGGAACUACUUCACCAUGGAGAAAGGCUACAACAGCUUCCCCAUCCCGGUCGCCUGCACCAGCUACAGCCAGGCCAUCAAGGCGAGGCAGCGGCUGGGCGCGGUGCUGAGCGGCAUCCUGGCGGAGCGGAGGGCGCGGCGGAGCGACGACGACGACGACCAUGGCCUCCUGAACGCCCUCAUGCGCUCCCGUGACGACAGCGGGGCGGCGCCGCCGCUCUCGGACGACCAGAUCGCCGACAACGUUAUCGGCGUGCUGUUCGCGGCGCAGGACACGACGGCCAGCGUGCUCACCUGGAUCCUCAAGUUCCUCCAUGACAACCCGAAGCUUCUGGAAGCCGUCAAGGUGGAGCAGAUGGCAGCCUACGAGGAGAACGAUGGCGGGAGGCUCCCGCUGACGUGGGCGCAGACGAGGAAGAUGUCCAUAACACACCUGGUUAUCUUGGAGAGCCUGAGGCUGGCGAGCAUCAUCGCCUUCACGUUCAGAGAGGCCGUCGAGGACGUGCACUACCAAGGGUUCCUGAUUCCCAAAGGGUGGAAGGUGAUGCCCCUGUUCAGUAACCUGCACUACAGCCCGGACUACUUCGAGGACCCACACAAGUUCGACCCUUCCCGAUUCAAGGUGGCGCCGCGGCCCGGCACGUUCCUGCCGUUCGGGAGCGGCGUGCACGCGUGCCCCGGCAACGACCUGGCCAAGCUCGAGAUGCUCGUCCUCAUCCACCGCCUCGUCACCACCUACAGGUGGGAGGUGGUGGGGUCGAGCGACGACGUGACCUACAGCCCGUUCCCGGUGCCGAAACGCGGCCUCCUGGCGAGGCUCAGCAGGGCCACCACCGGCAGCGCGGUCGUCGGCCGUGCGCCGCCGCUGGACAUUGGAGGACCUGCAGGCGCUAGCUAUAGCUAGCUCCUCGGACCAAAAGGCAAUGCAUGCACCCAAGCACCCAGGAGAUAGAUAGGCCCGGCAGGCGGCAGGGGACGACGACACACACAUCCAGACAUCGUCCAGUCACGUGGCAGUAGCAAGCUAGUACUACUACUACUGUGUGUGCUGCCAUUCUGCAUGCAUGCGUUUCCUCUCAUUCUCGUGUUCCUUCAUGGCAUGUGUUUCCUUCCUUCGUUUCCCCUCGAUCGCUUAUACAGAUAUAAAUAUCUGGUCAAUCAUUGGGAUAGCAAGCAGACGGUGUACCGUACCGCCGCCUGCCGGUCUAGCUAGCUAUAUAUAUGCAUGCAUGCAUGCUCCGUCCUAAAAGAAUAUAAUAAUAGGAUCCGUGUGUCCUUUGUUAGAAUAUAUUUAAAGUUUGGCCAAAUACGCAGGCAAAAUAAAGUACUU